Molecule: messenger RNA, 2946 nt
Organism: Pungitius pungitius (ninespine stickleback)
Lineage: Eukaryota; Metazoa; Chordata; Actinopteri; Perciformes; Gasterosteidae
Gene: cdc34b
Product: cell division cycle 34 homolog (S. cerevisiae) b
Exons: 5
Coding region: 607-1323 (238 amino acids)
Biological process (GO): protein polyubiquitination; ubiquitin-dependent protein catabolic process
Molecular function (GO): ubiquitin conjugating enzyme activity
Source: RefSeq, a predicted model, not a curated record
UCCCAGACGACACGGAGCGCCAUCGCCUGUGUUGAAAUGAGAAGGGACUCCUUUCAGCAACAUUCUUCUUUACCCAGUCUUCUGUUCGGCCGUUAUUUACUAAAUCGGCGGCUUAUUGUCACAUUUUUUGCCCGCUAGCAUUUCGGAUCUGCAGUCGUGUUUUCUUUUCUCAUCCGACUCUCGUUCGGAGUUAGAAAGUAUUCACGUUGAGGUAAACUCGUCUUCAGCUGGUCCGGGGAGGCAGAGCUUGUGAGCUAGUUUACGUUAGCCAGCAGCUACCAGUAGAUUUACGGCUUAUACCCGAGGCUGCCCUGCCAGGUAGAUCAACUAAAGCUGCAGGCGCGUGUCAGCCACGAUGGUUUGGUCAGUUCACCGAUUUAUUGAUCCGACUUUGAAAUAAUUCCGCUGGUUCGGGUGAAAUCAACGCAACCUUUGUCUGACUUAUAGGCAGCCCGUCUGGUUCGGCCUGUUUCAUUGUCUCCGAAACAACAACAGCCAAGUGGGGUUUUUUGGGGUUGUUGUUGUUGUUUAAGUGUCAGUGAGUUGUGUAAACAAAACCUUUCAGCUGUCAACUUCCAGAUCAUCUCGAAAGCCACCUAGCAGAGUAUGGCGCAACACAACCACUCUCAUGUAGCCAGUUCACAGAAAGCCCUCAUGUUGGAAAUGAAGAGCCUCCAGGAGGAGCCUGUCGAGGGGUUCAAAAUAACACUGGUGGACGAGGCCGACAUGUACAACUGGGAAGUGGCCAUUUUCGGGCCCCCAAACACUCAUUAUGAAGGAGGGUAUUUUAAGGCUCGGAUCAAGUUCCCUAUAGACUACCCAUACUCCCCACCGGCCUUCCGCUUCCUCACCAAGAUGUGGCACCCCAACAUCUAUGAGAACGGGGAUGUGUGUAUCUCCAUAUUGCACCCUCCAGUGGACGACCCGCAGAGUGGAGAGCUGCCUUCAGAGAGGUGGAAUCCCACCCAGAAUGUCCGGACGAUUUUGCUAAGUGUGAUCUCGCUGCUGAAUGAACCCAACACCUUCUCCCCAGCCAACGUGGACGCCUCCGUCAUGUACCGCAAGUGGAGGGACAGCAAGGGCAAGGACCGGGAAUACGUAGAGAUCAUCAGGAAACAGGUUUCGGCCACCAAGGCAGAAGCUGAACGCGAUGGCGUGCGGGUGCCCACCACGCUGGCCGAGUACUGCAUCCGCACGCGCGCCCCGGCCCCCGACGAAGGCUCCGACCUCUUCUAUGACUAUUACUAUGACGACGACGACGUGGAUGGCGAGGACGGCGACUGCUGCUACGCUGAAGAUGACUCGGGUAACGAGGAGUCAUGACCUGACGUUUAACUGCAUCCCGCCCGUAGCUGACAUAUUGCUACCAGUCUUUUUUUCCGUCUGGGUUGCUAGAAAAUCUUGGUCGACACCCAAGAAAGAUUUGAAGCUUCCCACUUCUCUAAACCAGUGAAAAGAGAUGUUUGUUUCUCUGAAAUACUUUCAGAGGCUAAAAAUCGAUGCACUGUUGUAGAGGGGUUAGACCUAGUAAACUUUGCACCAGCACAAAAGUUACCAGUUUCCUCAAUUUUACAGUCAUAAUCAAUUACAGUCCAUUAUCACCUAUAACCUCACUUUCAGAGAAUAUUACUCAACCCCUAUUCAGCUGUACAGUCCACUGUGCAGUACAUCAUAUGAUGGGGUUAAUACCACUUUUAACAAUCGCCACAUUUGCACUGGUGCAAACACUUCCAGACUCAACUCAGCAUCUCUCUCGACUAUCUAUUCUUUCCAUAAUUGCGGGUGCCGCUCACCAGUAGUGUCACCAGUCAGCGUCCGUGACUGGCGGCCGAUUGAGGGCUUCAUGCACCCUGCGUUUGUCCAGGACACCCCAUUGCAAAUCCGCCGAAUCUGACAUUUUCAAAUUUUACAAUCUGUCGGGCUUCGAUAUGACGGGAUGUCACAAUGUCCUCAAAGUUCUUGUGCAUGCCGGGAAAUGAUCUAAAGCUUUUUGGCUCUGUUACCGAUGGAGCGUUUACCCCCAUCGGGAUGCGUUCUCAGCUGGGUGAGAAGAGAGACUGAUGAUGACUGAGAUGCCAGAGAACUUUGUAUUUGGACGACCAGCUGGCCAGCUGCGUCAGUGGGUCAAAUCCUCCAUGUGAACUGUUUUGGUAACAAGAAAUUGCUUAUUUGCUGUUUGAUGUGUUUCUGUGUCUUUCUGAGUGUGGGGUUAUGUUAUUUGAUGUAGCUCAGAAUUAAUAGUUAUUCAGGGGGGCAGAACUAAUUACUGAUCAGAAUUGUAUUUCUCCUCAUGUUCGCUCUCUGAGAGGCUUGACGGAGCCAAAGACGCAUGGCGGUGUAAAAGAAAGCCCAAACUGACGGAUGUGUUCUGGUCUUUGGUUGCUCUCCUGCAGGCUUUGUUGUUCUAGUCUCUUUCUUUGGUUUGACGUUAUUUCUGCAAUCUUGCUUGGAAUGAUUUACGUGAUGAGAUUUGGUUUGAUUGGCAGAAAAUGCUUAUAUAGGAAAAAUGUCUGUCAAAAAGUGUUGUUGCGGUAUCGGUCCGAAUUGUCAAAGUUUUAACGCCCCUGAAACGAAAGAGAAGAAAGCCGUCAUGUUCAGUUUUCAUUUAUAUUUUUUGUGUCAGCAGAGAGUAGACAGGUUUUGAUAUAAUUUUUAGAGUGCAUGUGUAUUUUUGCAUAAGCAAUAUUGAUUGUUUAAUUAACUCAAAUUAGGACUUCAUACUGAAUUUCUCAGGAUAAUGAAUUGCUUACGACAAAACAAUUAAUACAAGCAACUAGUUUACUCUUUUAGGUGGUCUUCAGAAUUGGUUUGAAGCUUCAACAGGAACCAUAACUGAUAUGCACAUGUAGCUCCAUGUAUGAUUGCUGUAUUGUUUUAUUCAGCUGUGUUUAUUUUUUUUAUUUUCGGCUAUUUAAACUGAAAAAUAAAGAUUUAUUGGAAAAAAAA